Molecule: messenger RNA, 1755 nt
Organism: Carassius carassius (crucian carp)
Lineage: Eukaryota; Metazoa; Chordata; Actinopteri; Cypriniformes; Cyprinidae
Product: protocadherin gamma-A11-like
Exons: 1
Coding region: 436-1605 (389 amino acids)
Biological process (GO): homophilic cell-cell adhesion
Cellular component (GO): plasma membrane
Molecular function (GO): calcium ion binding
Source: RefSeq, a predicted model, not a curated record
UAUUUAUUAUUAUUAUUUUAAUCAGCAAUAUAUCCUGGAACACAGACAGUGUGACAUUCUACAUAUCCUAAUAAUUGGUUUAUUGCCAGUGUGAUAUAGGCCUAGGAAAUAAUAUUCGCUGAUAAAAUACGUUGUAUUGUAUGUAUAAGGUUAUAACUUUGAUAUGCUAUUUCUUAUUUACACUCAGAGGGUCGCUGUUCGUCGACAAACAGCGGAGAAACUGUAUUUCACAGACCCUCCCCCGUCACGCAAUAUCACGGAGAAAAAGGCAAUAAAGCUGCCACCUCAUUUUUUUUCCACAAAAACUGUUCAUCGCUCGUCGUCCCGUACGGAGCUAAUGAUUGCACUCGGAAUUUCAUAUAUUUUAAGGAUAGACGGAUUGAUUGUUUUCUUUUCUUUCUUUCUUUUUUUUUAGGCGUCUGUGUAUUUGAGACAAUGCCUGGCCCUGAUGCAAUGAUACGGCAUUCGGUGCUGUUUUUUACUCUUUUGAUUCACAUUGCGCGAGGACAAGUCAGUUACUCCAUUCCUGAAGAAAUGUCAAAAGGAUCGAUAGUGGGAAAUAUUGCGCAGGAUUUGGGCUUGGAUUUACAACGAUUAAAGUCAGGAAAAGCGCGAAUAUUUACCAGAGACAACACGGAAUAUAUCGAACUGAACAGAAACACUGGAUUGCUGCUUAUUAGAGAGAAAAUGGAUCGCGAAUCUCUUUGUGCAAAAACAACUCCGUGUGCUUUACAUAUUCAAAUGAUUUUGGACAACCCGAUGGAAUUAUACACGAUUACAAUAGAAAUCAUGGAUAUAAAUGAUAACGCUCCGAGUUUCCAGAAAAAGGACUUUAGCUUUGAGAUCAGCGAAUCGGCGGUGGCGGGUGCAGGUUUUAUGCUUGGGGGAGCUUUUGAUGCGGAUGUAGGAACAAAUGAUCUUCAGAAUUACUCGCUUAAACCGAGUAACCAAUUCAGGCUUGAAUUGCACAAUCAGGCAGACGGUAGUAAAAACGUUGAGAUGAUCUUACAAAGACCACUCGACAGAGAAACGCAAAGCUCGCUUACUUUGUUGUUAGAAGCAUUUGAUGGAGGCGAUUCGGUGCUUUCUGGCACUGUACAGAUACAGAUUACUGUGCUAGAUAAUAAUGAUAACGCUCCUGUCUUUACGCAAAAGGUAUAUAAAACUACCAUAAGAGAAAACGCACCAAAAGGUACUGUGUUAACAGUCGUGAGCGCAUCUGAUGCAGACGAAGGAUCAAACAGUGUAGUGACGUACUACAUAUCUGACACAGUGAACAAAAAUGUCGCCGACAUCUUUCUUAUUAAUGAAAAAAGUGGUGAGUUAACAUUAAAUGGACAGGUUGACUAUGAAAAGGUCAACUAUUAUGAACUUAAUAUCCAGGCAAAAGAUCAAGGAGGACUUUAUAACGCAUGCAAAGUAAUUAUCGAUGUCCUGGACAUUAAUGAUAAUUUGCCUAGUAUUCAGAUUCUGUCUAGUUCCCACUCCAUACCUGAAGGUUCUAACUCUGGUACUGUUGUUGCAAUGCUAAAUGUUGAUGAUCUUGAUUCGGGUGUAAAUGGGCAGGUUCAGUGUGUCAUGAAUGGGAAUUUCCUUUUGAAAUAACAUCUACGUCUAGCAAUUUCUUCAGCUUGCAAACAGAGCAGGGAUUGGACAGAGAGCGAGAAGCUGAGUACAAUAUCAGUGUAAUAUGUACUGAUGAGGGAGUGCCAGCACUAUCCAGUAAUGUAUCUCUUCGUCUGCAGAUAACAGAUG